This is a messenger RNA of Xenia sp. Carnegie-2017, 2513 nucleotides long. RefSeq names its product serine/threonine-protein kinase/endoribonuclease IRE1-like. Gene Ontology annotation, molecular function: protein serine/threonine kinase activity; RNA endonuclease activity; ATP binding. The transcript has 10 exons. Lineage: Eukaryota; Metazoa; Cnidaria; Anthozoa; Malacalcyonacea; Xeniidae. Gene Ontology annotation, cellular component: IRE1-TRAF2-ASK1 complex. Gene Ontology annotation, biological process: IRE1-mediated unfolded protein response; protein phosphorylation; mRNA processing. Bases 90 to 1970 code for a protein of 626 amino acids. The record is from RefSeq and is a predicted model, not a curated record.
CGAAAACUAGACGAAACGAAGUGUCUGCCAAAUUACUAAAUUAUAAAAUAAGAAUUUAUCGAAUUUCUCUGAUUAAGAUCUUGCAUGAAAUGGAAGCGCGUUCUUCAAAAAUUUAUCAAGGAACAAGUGAAGCCAGGAGUAAGCGUCGCAAACCUAAUAUUGACGAUGAACGUAGAUACACCAAGUUUACACUAGAGGAAAUCGAAAAAAUUAGUCGGAAAGUUGCUUUUUAUGAUGAACUGAGUGUGGUUCUAAAUAUACCUUAUGAAAUGUAUUCAAACUGCGUAAACGAUCUAGAUCCCUUGGCAAAGUCUAAAAUGAUUUUGGAGAUAUUCAAUGAGCAUGAAAACUUCGAUCGAGUUAUAUUGAACAAUUUCCUUAAAAGUCGUUUCCUUGAUUUGGAUAAAAUUUUGUCUCCACCAAAACAGUUUGAUCGUGAAAGUCCACUUUUUUCAAGAUUAAAGUCAUCUGAAACUUUAUAUAAAGAUGAUCUUACAAUCGCCAAUUACGAUAUCCCGUCAAUAGGUCAAGAAGAUUUACGUUCGAUGCCAUUGCAAACGUUAGGUCGUAAAAGUCCACCUUUUCAAAGAUCAAAGUCAUCUGUAUCAGAUCUUGCAAUGGAAGCGUUUUCUUCAACACCUAAUGAAAGGACAAGUGAAGCCUGGAAAGUGCGUCGCAUACCUAAUAUUGACGAAUUGGUGUUGCAAGAGUGGAAAUACAUUGAUGAAUCAACGAAACAUAAAGAAUUGUUUUUGAAAUUGAUUGAAUAUGGACGCAAUUCCAGUGACGAGGUUAAAGUGGUGGGCAAUGUACGAGUAAUUUUCUCAAACGAGUUUUGCAUUGGCAAAGGAAAUGAUGCAACCCGUGUUUAUCUUGGACUGGAUAAGGAUGGUUACGGUAAAGCAGUGAAACGAAUACAUCGAGAUAACUACAUCCAGCUUGCGCUGCACGAAAAGAAAAUUUUGGAUGAAUUCAACGCAAGAAAGUCGAAAUAUGUUGUCAAUUAUUCUUUCCUAGAGGAAGAGACUGGAAAAGAAUAUGUAUAUUUGAUAUUAGACUUAUGUGAAGAAUCAUUGGAGAGUUUCGUAGAGUCUUCUACUUUACAUGAUCUUCAAAACGCUCUUCCCGAAAUUCUCAGACAAAUUUUGCAUGGAUUAGCUGAUCUUCAUAGCGGCCCAAAUCCUAUUAUUCAUCGUGAUUUAAAGCCCACCAAUGUUCUUCGAGAUUCACAAGGCAAAUUUCUGAUAGCUGAUUUUGGCAUUAGUCGAAUAUUGAAUAAUGAUUGUACGACAUAUGAAAGCAAGCCUAACAUGGGAACUGAGUAUUGGAUUGCUCCUGAAUCAUAUUGUGAAGAUAAAGAUACAGUCGAUAAAGGACGGUACAAGAAAGAGUCUGAUGUAAUGAAUGCAGGAAUGGUAGCUUAUUAUAUUGCAACAAAAGGAAAACACCCGUUUGGAACUAAACGGCAUAGAUUGGACAAUAUGUUAAAUGGAAACCCUGUUGGCUUGGACGAAAUCAAGGAUGAAACACUGAAAGACCUUCUAUCUUGGAUGUUAAAUCGACAACCAGAAGACAGACCAUCGGCUACCGUGGCGUUAAAACAUCCAUUUCUUAUGUCAGAUGACGAGAAAUUUGACUUAUUAUGUAAAGUUGGAAAUCUUCAGCAGAUUAAGACAAAUGAUCCUCUGUGUAGUGUCGUUCAACAAUUGAAUAGUGAAUCCUCAGAUUGGAAAAGUAAAAUAGACAGUGAUGUUUAUGAUUAUUUUAGAACGGAUGUGGUGACUGGAAAGAUUUUUACAUAUGACUCUUCAUGGACAGAAUGUUUAAGACUUAUUCGAAAUAUUAACCAACAUUGGAACGAUCGACCACGGCUAAAACCUCAACCAGAACCAUUUUAUAAGAUUGGCGAUCACAAGGCGUAUAUUCUCAAAAAUUCCCCAAUCUCCCUGUUCGAGUGCAUGCUACUGUGAGGUCCGAUGAAGAAUUGAAAAACAAUCCAGAUCUCAAGAACUUUUUCAAUUUCAGUGAAAGGAAACCACAUCAAAAAUAAACAGUUUUUAAACAGUAAAAAGUUUGUGAAAAGAUCGAUUGAUUGCGACCAGCACUAAAACCAUCCAUUUUAUAAAGUCGAUGAUCCUAAAGACUUUUUGAAAUCCCAGUUCGGGUACGUGCGGCUGUCUGGUCAAAUGGCGAAUUAAAAAGCAUUCCAGAACUUAAAAACUUUUUCAGUUUUUAAUGAAAGCGAACCACAAUGAAAAGUUUACUGUCGGGAAAACAAAUAAGAAAUCAACGAUACGGUAGUUAAAGGAUUUAUUUUUUAGAUGUAAAGUAGCAAAACACUUUUCACGACGUAUUUGGAUGAUGCAUAAUCACAUUUCUGCAUCUAGCUUACAUUAUUGAAUGAUAUAAUAUCUGAUUAUUUAAAUUUUAUUCUCAAUUGCUUUUGUUGAAGACGUAUGACAUUUAAAGUCAACUUUAUAAAAUACAUAAUAAAACUCUUAUGCGAUAGUAAA